This is a messenger RNA of Orbicella faveolata, 1193 nucleotides long. Its product is annotated as retina and anterior neural fold homeobox protein 2-like. Gene Ontology annotation, biological process: regulation of transcription by RNA polymerase II. Gene Ontology annotation, cellular component: nucleus. Gene Ontology annotation, molecular function: RNA polymerase II transcription regulatory region sequence-specific DNA binding; DNA-binding transcription factor activity, RNA polymerase II-specific. NCBI's taxonomy places the organism in Eukaryota, Metazoa, Cnidaria, Anthozoa, Scleractinia, Merulinidae. The record is from RefSeq and is a predicted model, not a curated record.
AUGAAUAAAAACUCACAAGUUCUUAACAAAAGAGGUGACAGAUCGCGACAAAGGCGUCGUCGCACAGCGUUUACAGAUGAACAACUGAAUCGGUUGGAGGACUCUUUUGAAAACGAGAAAUUCCCAGGCAUUCAGAUACGCGAGGACCUUGCGAAAGAACUCAGUAUCGGGGAGGACAGAAUUCAGGUCUGGUUCCAAAACCGUCGCGCAAGAUGGCGCAAACAUGAGAUCAAGAACAAACCCGCUCCAGUCCUCCCUGCUUCAAAGACGCUGCCAUACAACAGUGACGUCAUCUCACCGGCCAUGUUCCAGCCGUCUCCAGUCAUUUUCCCGCCACUAAGCCAAAAGUAUUUUAGACCGUGGAGCCCAGUCUACCCUCCGUUUCCUGCCAGCACUUCUAUGUUUCUACCCAGUGGUACGUUUGGACCGGCAGUUUUCAACAGGAAUUCUAAUUUCCCGUGUGCUGCUUCACAGACUGUUAGUGUGAUGGUCCGACCGCGUGUAUCUGCUUCGGCAAGCCCUCCAUUCAGACCCAGUACCUCGCCUAUCAACAGCCUUGUAACUCAGUACCAAGUCUCCUGUGACUCGGACAAUGGAAGGAGUUGCCACACUGCGGACGAUUAUUUAGCCGCUGUAACUUUGGUCAGCGGUUUUCAUCGGGAAAAUUAACAAAGAAACCAUGUACAAUGUGAAUUCUACAGAUUGACUUAUGCGAAUUCGAAAAAGCUCACAGCGUUUUAAGUUUCAGUCGCAGGUUUUUUAGUCUUAUCUCAGUUUUAAUUGUGUAUGUGAUUUAUGAGAGAAAACGACUUAUUGAGCGAUUUUGGACGUUUGAUUUUAGUGUUUUUAUGUCAGUCGAGUUUGCAAACUUUUUUUUUUUUUUAAAGUUCUGCUGUGGAAAAUCACUAAGUUUAUCGGAAGGUAGUAAAUAUCCAAAGUUACGAAGUUGUUCUCGUACGUAAAGUAUGCAUGUAGUAAUUAGAAAAAGAAAUAAAGUCAUCGGAUCUAUAAGCAUCCAGCAGCUUUUUCUUUCGGGUUCUCAUUUACUUUGACUGGGGCGUUGCAGAAAUCCGCCCUCGCCGCUUUGUUUACACUACCUUCUCGUUAAAAUCCAAAUAUACGAGAGUGUUACUCAUAUGCGAGGCCUGCGUACAAGCCAUUCCGGUUAGCCUAAAUAGCGCUUCUCCCUUUCC